AUGCCCCGUCGGAAGAGCCGUUAUGUGCUCCUCAUCGCCUUCGUUAUGGCCUUCAUGCUGUACCAGUUUUUUAAGACUCCCGAAUGGGAUGCAGCAGGCUACGCUGUCAGCAUCAAGCCCAGCGAUCCCGAGAAGGCCCAAAAUGCCAACAAGGAGCCCGCCAAGCCCCCCACGACUAACGACAACACACAUCUGAACAAUAAUCCGCCUCCCGAUCACGAGCACCCGCACGACGAGGAAGAGGACGAACCCGAACAGAACCCGCAAAAGCAGACGGCCAGGCCGACGGUCAAGAUACCCCAGAUUAAGACCGACAAGGUGAAGCCUGCCGCUCCUACCGAGGCGCUGUCUGGCCCUACGCUGUCUAUUCAUGCGCCCAACGAGGCCGUUGAAGCCACGAAGAAGCCCGACGUCACCAAAGCACCGACGAAACCCCUCGAAGAUGACAUCCACGCCAAGAAUCCUCCCGGUCGACCCGGCCUUGACCGUUUGGACAGCGAAUUGACAUCCACCUCACAAAUUCACUGGCACAAAGUCUCCGAGCAUUUCCCGGUUCCCACGGACGAGAUUAUCCGUCUCCCGACCGGUAAACCCAAGGACAUUCCCAAGGUACAAUACGCGUUCAAGCCAGAGUCGGACUCUGCCAAGGAGAAGCGCGAAAGCCGCCUGGCGCUGAUCAAGGCUGAAAUGGAGCGCUCCUGGGCAGGGUACCGGAAGUUUGCCUGGAUGCACGAUGAGCUUUCCCCCGUCAGCGGCCGCUUCCGCGAUCCUUUCUGCGGCUGGGCCGCCACUCUGGUCGACGGUCUCGACACUCUUUGGAUUAUGGGCAUGAAAGAGGAAUUCGAUGCGGCCGCCAAGGCUGUCAAGGACAUCGACUUUACCUAUAGCCCGACACGCCGCGAUAUCCCAGUUUUCGAAACCAUCAUCAGGUACCUAGGCGGUUUGCUUGCCGCCUACGAUGUGAGUGGCGGUAAGGAGGGCGAUUACAAACUCCUUCUGGACAAGGCCGUCGAGCUCGCCGAGAUCUUGAUGGGCGUUUUCGACACGCCCAACCGCAUGCCCAUUCUGUACUACAAUUGGCAACCCCAGUACGCAUCCCAGCCGCACCGUGCUACGACUGUCAGUGUGGCCGAGCUGGGUUCAAUGAGCAUGGAGUUCACCCGACUUGCGCAGUUAACCGGCGAGGAUAAGUAUUACGAUGCCAUUGCGCGCAUCACCGAUGCUUUUGAGGACCUUCAGAACCGCGGUACCACCAUCAACGGCAUUUUCCCUGAGCAGCUUGAUGCUUCCGGCUGCAACAGAACUGCCGAGGCGAUCAUGUUUCAAGAGGAGCAAGCUGCGGCUGCGAGUGCUAGUGCCGCUGCUGCCCGUCUCGGCGAACCCAAGGGACACGAACCAGCGGGUAACGGUCGCGAGCCGGACGAGGUCAGCUUACUUGCGAAACGGGCCGUUGGGGUUGACGACGAUGGCGAACCUGUGGUGGGAAAUGCCAAUGACGCCGACGAGAAGCAGACUAUCCCUGAUCUCAAGGUGAACGAGAAAAAGUCCAGAUCUCCCGGUAACAGUGAUCGCAGCCCAUCUCCCACCACGCCGGACAAGUCCUCGUGGGAGUGCAUCAAGCAGGGUCUGGCCCCUGGUGGCUGGGGCUACCAGCAAUAUAGCAUGGGUGGAAGCCAAGAUUCCACCUAUGAGUACUUCCCGAAGGAAUACCUCGUGCUUGGCGGCCUUGAGCCCAAGUACAAGACGAUGCACAUCAAGACUGUUGAGGCUGUCAAGAAGUGGCUCCUCUAUCGGCCCAUGGUACCCAAGGAGAGAGAUAUUCUUUUCUCAGCAAAGGUGUCGACAUCUGGCGACCCGGAGAAUGAUCUACAGACCGAAUACGAAGUGACGCAUCUCACCUGCUUUAUUGGUGGCAUGUUUGGCCUCGGAGGCAAGAUCUUUGACCGGCCAGAGGACAUCGAAAUAGCCAAGAAACUCGCCGAUGGCUGCGUCUGGGCGUAUGAAUCGAUGCCUUCUGGUAUUAUGCCCGAGGGUGCUACUGUCGUACCCUGUGCUUCUACGCAGAGCUGCCCUUGGAAUGAGACCCUUUGGUGGAAGCAUCUUGACCCGUCGGCUGAUUGGCGCCAGUCGCAGGUCAAGGCUUGGGAGGAGAGACAGAGUGAGAAGAAGAAGAAGAAGAAGCAGCAGCAGCAGCAGCAGCAGCAGCAGGACGAGCUCCGCAAGCAGUCCGUAGAAAGAGGCAAGACCGACCUGACCAGCAGCGACUCCACUAAGGAGUCUAUCGAGAAAGAAAAUGCGCCGGAGAAGAAGAACCCGCUCGCGGACAUCCACGUUCCCAAGGACGAGCCAAAGAACCUAGGAUCGGCCAAGAAGACCAAGUACCCCGCCCCCGAGCCCGGCCUCAACAAGUCGCCCUCGAACGUCGAUGAGCAUUUGCUGAAGAAGCGGGAUCCCGCCCCACCCACGUCCCGAGACCCUCGCCAGGAUUCUGCCGAAGAUGCUGCCAGUAACUCACUGAAGAACAAGCUUGACUUGAACAGCGCCGAAGAUACGGACAGCGGGUCCAAGGAUGCGUCGGUCAGCGGUGGUAUCGUAGGCAAGAUCAGGAUCGAGGAGGCGGAAGAGGUCGCCGACCCGAAGCCGCAGUCGCACGAGGAGUACGUCAAGGAGAAACUCGAGCUUGAGAAGAUCCCGCCUGGCUUUGUCAGCAUCAAUGCCAGGCGCUACAUCCUUCGGUAA
Messenger RNA from Colletotrichum navitas, 2739 nucleotides. Its product is annotated as family 47 glycosyl hydrolase. Gene Ontology annotation, cellular component: endoplasmic reticulum; membrane. Gene Ontology annotation, biological process: carbohydrate metabolic process; mannose trimming involved in glycoprotein ERAD pathway. Gene Ontology annotation, molecular function: mannosyl-oligosaccharide 1,2-alpha-mannosidase activity; calcium ion binding. The coding region runs from base 1 to 2739 and encodes 912 amino acids. The transcript is spliced from 2 exons. The record is from RefSeq and is a predicted model, not a curated record. Lineage: Eukaryota; Fungi; Ascomycota; Sordariomycetes; Glomerellales; Glomerellaceae.